This is a messenger RNA of Phytophthora nicotianae INRA-310, 920 nucleotides long. RefSeq lists its product as hypothetical. The transcript has a single exon. Bases 1 to 852 code for a protein of 283 amino acids. Lineage: Eukaryota; Oomycota; Peronosporomycetes; Peronosporales; Peronosporaceae. The record is from RefSeq and is a predicted model, not a curated record.
AUGCGUGUUAAGACGUCGUGCGUCAACGACCAGCUUAUCGGAGCCCAUGUACUGUCGACGAUAGUGCCUCCAACACCGGAAGAUCCGUUCCGAGCCGUGACCAUCAAGUGGAUGGAAAAGGGUCAACGAUUGCCGGUACGUGCAGUAGUUAAGAACCGAGAUUUCGUGUAUAUGGAGUCCACAGGCGUCGAUUAUCUGCGCAACGGCGAACGUAUCGGAUACCAGCUCAUCCACUCCGUACAGUUCCUCGAGACACCGCCACUGAAUCAAUACAUUCGCGGUAAUAUGUCAAUGUGUGCCUGUUAUCGUCAGAAAGACCCGUACUCCACAGAAGUGUUUAUCAAAGGAUAUCUAAACCCCGCGGGAGGACUCAUGCGUUCUAUUGUGCUCCACUCAGCAGCUGCAGCGUUAUUAUCCGUGUCGAAGAAUGUAUACUGCGCGCAGAUGAAGAAGCUCGUAUGGACAAUCAGGAAUCGUCUAACGACUAGCGAAUCGGAUUCAGCGAUCGCAAAGGCUUCGGACAGAUGCGUCACGUGCCAAGAGACAUCGAAGCAAACGCUUAAGUUCUUGGCAGGCAAAAAGCAGCGACGUACGUGUAAGAUCUGCUUCCGAUACGUGUGCAAGACGUGUCGUGAGGUGCGUAAACUCAGCUUCAUGCUGUCGGAUCAUCGACUGGUGGAGCAAGAGGUCUCCUUUUGCAGUCCGUGUCUGAGCGAAGCACUCGAAUCCAAGGCUCAAGCGAUCGCGAGGGACGAGGUGAUAAUGCGCGGUGAAUUAUAUGAAUGGAGCGAUACGUACGGCAGCUCGUCUGGCAAUGAUCCCGUGCUGCUCGGCAAUCUCAAUGAUCACUAAACCUUGGAGAGGAGCUUGAUAUUUGGUGGAGAUCACGGUAAUACACGGAAUAAAAUUCAAUUCUGAAG